AAGAUCAAAAACCAAAAUAUGAGUCUAAGCUCCGAGCUUAAGGAUCUAGAGGAGUUGACGUCCAAUGCGAAGCAGAUACAAGAUGACAUGGUGGAUGAGAUACUAAGAGUUAACGCAAACACAGAGUAUCUUCGACGUUUUCUCCAUGGGAGCUUUGAUAAAGAACUUUUCAAGAAGAACGUACCGGUGGUGACUUAUGAAGAUGUUAAGCCUUAUAUCGAACGUGUCGCUAAUGGAGAACCUUCAGAUGUCAUUUCGGGCGAACCAAUUACUCAUUUCUUCGUAAGCUCUGGAACUACAGGAGGGAGACAAAAGAUCUUCCCUGUGAACAACAAGUUUUUUGAAAAGAUUAUAUUCACCGAUGCUCUACGUACCUCCAUUAUAUCCAUGCAUAUCAAAGGCGUCAAGCAAGGAAAGGAGAUGAAGUUUCUUAACACCAGAACGUUAUCCACAACUCCCUCUCGUUUGCCUGUUGCUCCUCUAAUGACGAGAUUCCUGAUGAGCAGUUAUUUCAAGAACUGGUCUUCAAAGCGUUUUACUAGCCCCGACCAAGUCAUAUUGUGUGUAGACAACAAGCAGAGUAUGUACUGUCAUCUUCUCUGUGGUCUUGUCCAGAGAUCGGAGCUAGUCCAAGCAAUCACAUUUCUUGAAACUCACUGGAAAGAAAUGUGCGGUAAUAUCCGAUCUGGUCAUGUAAGCGAGUGGAUCACCGACCGUAGUUGCAGAGACUCGGUCUCUGCCAUACUUGGAGGACCAAAUCUUGAAUUGACAGAUCUAAUUGAACGUGAAUGCAGCAAGAAGUCAUGGGAAGGUAUCAUCACAAGGUUAUGGCCCAACAUCAAGUUCGUUCAAAGCAUAGCUACAGGACAGAUGAGUCAAUACAUCCCAAUAUUAGAGUUUUACUUCAACAAGCUGCCUCUCAUCUCCCCAAGUUAUUCGUCUUCUGAAUCAAUCUUCGGAGUAAAUGUGAAUCCUCUAUGCAAACCACAAGACGUGACUUACACGUUUUUGCCCAACAUGUCUUACUUUGAGUUCAUCCUUGUUGAUGGAGGAAACCAUGAUGAAAUUGUUGACCUUGUGAACGUUAAGUCAGGAUGCCUGUAUGAGACCUUGGUCACAAAUCAUUAUGGGUUAUACAGAUAUAGAAUGGGAGAUAUUCUACAGGUGACUGGAUUUUACAAUAGUGCACCUCAGUUUAGAUUUGUACGCAGAAAAAACAUUGUUUUAAGCUUACAAGCGGAGGCAACAACUGAAAAAGAUCUUUCAAAGGCGUUGAAUCGUGUGACUAUCCUUCUUGAGUCUUCAGGUUUGAUGUUGAUGGGAUUCACAUGCUAUUCUGAUAUCUCCACUGUGCCAAGUCAUUAUGUUCUUUAUUGGGAGCUUGAAGCCAAAAACUUUGAUGGCAUUGUUAAGCUUGAUAACAAGGUGAUGGUGGAAUGUUGCUGUGUAGUGGAGGAAUCAUUUAAUGCUCUUUAUCGAGAUUUAAGGAGCAAAGAUGGCUCCAUUGGAGCUCUAGAGAUAAGAGUGGUGGAGCAAGGAACGUUCGAUUCUCUCAUGGAAUACUCCAUCUCACAGGGUGCUUCUGCAUCUCAAUACAAGACACCUAUAUGCAUCAGCUCGCAUGAAGCUUUAGCGAUUCUUGAAAACAAAGUUGUCGCUCGGUUUUUCAACGAUAACGCCCCUUCUCUCUGACCAAAGAGAUAGGGUCUAUUUGGAUCACGUUGACCCCCACAAGAACUGGUGAGAGAUAGGUUUAUGAUUUGUGGUUUCGUGUGCAAGUGUGUGUGAUACGUGUUAAACUUUAAAUCGUUUGAUUGUUAAGACAUGCUCUAUGUAGUCGUCAACCUAAUAUGUACCAAUAAAUGAAUUAAUAUCGUUUUGUUCGCUACAGAUAUUUUCUGUACAAAUUAG
Molecule: messenger RNA, 1911 nt
Organism: Thlaspi arvense
Lineage: Eukaryota; Viridiplantae; Streptophyta; Magnoliopsida; Brassicales; Brassicaceae
Source: the annotation of a GenBank genome assembly